Ictalurus furcatus (blue catfish) is the source of this 2123-nucleotide messenger RNA. RefSeq names its product class I histocompatibility antigen, F10 alpha chain. The transcript has 6 exons. The record is from RefSeq and is a predicted model, not a curated record. Gene Ontology annotation, biological process: immune response. Gene Ontology annotation, cellular component: external side of plasma membrane. Bases 457 to 1482 code for a protein of 341 amino acids. NCBI's taxonomy places the organism in Eukaryota, Metazoa, Chordata, Actinopteri, Siluriformes, Ictaluridae.
CGUGACUGAAACUGGGCAAGGGUCCGACUCACAUUAAUGCAGUUAUGAUUGCCAUGCAGUAUGUAAAACCUCGUUCUUACAUUUAUUUAAAUAGAUAUUCUGACACACGGGCUCUCAAACGUUUUGCAGCCAGGGACCGCUUUAACUAUCAAAUUAAUUACACAGAACUGCUUAGUAGCCUACAGAUUUACUUUAUGAACAUAUCCCAACUAUUUAAAUAUUAAAGUACAAUAAUAUUCAGGUUUUUUGUUGUUGUUGUUGUUUUUGUUGUUUUUUUUUUUGUUGGUUUUGUUGGGGGGCAAGAGCAAGUGCAAGAGAAAACUGCAUGGGUAUGAACCAUUUCCUCUGAUACUGUCAUGUUUCUACAAGUGCGUCAUCAUAACGCCGAAGUGCGCAGGUCAUUUUCUUUUGAGAGAAACUCUCCUGCAGAUCAACUUUCUCUAGGCUACUUAAACUAUGAGACAUCGCCUAAACAUGAACAAAGCAACGAUUAUUCAUACUUUAGUCUUGUUCUUACAUCUCCAGCAGUCGCGUUGUGAUGUUCAAUCUAUCAGUUGGAAUUUCCUUCGCUCUGAAGGCCUCGGCCUUCCCCAUUACACAGAGAGUGGCACUGUGAAUGAUGUGACCCUAUAUUCCUUUGACAGCAACAUGAAGUCGACAGCUCCAUGUCCCGAAUGGUUCAACACUACAGCUGGUCAGCAACACUGGAAAGAGGCCAGAUUUUUAUUUCACCGCAACAUGGCAACUAUGGAUUUAGCACUCCAAACAGCUAUGUCACAGUUCAACCUCACAGGUCCACAUGCGGACAUUAACGUUUACCAAGCCUACAGUCACUGUGACCUCUAUCCAGAUGGCACCACCAAGUCAUCGUUAACCCAUGCCUUCAAUGGGAAGGACUUCUUAAGUUUAGAUAUGGACAGUAAGACGUUCAUCGCUUCUGUUCCUCAAGCCCUCAUAUAUAAAAGGGUUAGGGAGAAGGAUAUAAUCUGGCUUGAAACCUUGGUGUCUUACUACAAAAAGACCUGUUUUGACCGCCUUAGGAUGUUCUUAGAGCAUGCUUCUAGUGUCAGAAAUAAGAAAGCUCCAGAGGUCAGGCUUUUCAAGAGGCAGAGCGCUGGUUCCACGCUCCUCACGUGUCAUGUGACUGGGUUUUACCCCAGAGCAGUGCAGGUGAAGUGGAUUGGGGCAGAUUUACAGCUGGUGGAUGACGAGAUGAAUGAUGUGCUGCCUAAUGGUGAUGGCACGUUUCAGACCAGAAGCAGUGUGAUCAGACCUGAGGAGAACACAGGAGAUCAGCGCUACAGCUGUGUAGUGCAUCACAGCAGCCUAGAGGGAAAUAUUACAGUCACCUGGGGUAAGGAAGAGAAACCCUUCAGACUUUAUGUUUGGAUUACACUAGGCUGCGUUUUCAUCGCCGCUGUAGUCGGGCUUGUAAUACGAAGCUUCUGUUAUAAAAAAGGUCAAUUCAUUCUCCUCUCCUGAGAAGAUCGAGCUGUCUAUCCUCAACCUCAAACUCCUACAGCCCUCAGGUCUAGCUGUUUCUUCUCGGAUAUUUGCACACGUCUCGUCUUCACUCAAGUCAAUCUAAAUGAAGAAAGAGCAUUUCUCAGGCUCAGUCUGAACCACAAAUAAGCUUGAUUAAAAAUCCGUUUGUCACUUAACCCUUCACGUUAACCUUAAUUCUCAAAGUGUUACAUAGUUUUGCACAACGUCAGUAUAAUUAACAAACUUUUUUUUUUGCGUUAUUACAUUUAGUUUUACAAUAGCAGAUGUAUUACCUUUUCAUUUGAACUCUUUUUUACCAGGUGCCCAGGUUCAGCGUUGAAUUUAUUUGCGAUGUCACACUCCACAGUAGUGCUUAAUAGCUCAUAUGAAUGUAGACAUUCAAGGCUUUAACAAUUAGCAGUUUUUCACAAGUAUUUCUGUUUUGACCUAGCCACCUAGGGGCAAUAUAUUUAGAGAAAAGGGUUUUUUUUUCACACAAAUGUUUAUUUCUUAUUCCUAUUCCUAUUCCUGCUCUCUGAGAUGCCACAAGUGCCAAUUAAUAUAUAAGAGCAUCAAUUAAUAUAGUUUGUUUGGUUUUCAUGAUGUGUUGAAAAAAAAAAAAAAAAAAAAAAGGUGGG